Molecule: messenger RNA, 1173 nt
Organism: Candidozyma duobushaemuli
Lineage: Eukaryota; Fungi; Ascomycota; Pichiomycetes; Serinales; Metschnikowiaceae
Product: FTR1 family protein
Exons: 1
Coding region: 1-1173 (390 amino acids)
Biological process (GO): iron ion transmembrane transport
Cellular component (GO): high-affinity iron permease complex; plasma membrane
Molecular function (GO): ferrous iron transmembrane transporter activity
Source: RefSeq, a predicted model, not a curated record
AUGGUUGACGUUUUCAACGUACAAAUUUUCUUUGUUGUCUUCAGAGAGACCUUGGAAGCUGUUGUGGUUGUCUCUGUGCUUUUGGCUUUCUUGAAGCAAGGCCUUGGUGGCUCCACUGACGACCCUGCCGUCUACAAGAAGCUUAAGCGACAAGUCUGGCUAGGGGCGAUUCUAGGAGUCGUAAUCUGUUUGAUUCUUGGUUGCGCUUUCAUUGGUGCUUUCUACUCGUUGGGUAAAGAUAUCUGGGCCUCCUCCGAAGACUUGUGGGAAGGUAUCUUCUGUAUCAUCGCUACUGUCUUGAUUUCUAUGAUGGGUAUUGCCAUGUUGCGUAUCAACAAGAUGAAGGAGAAGUGGAGAGUUAAGUUGGCUCAAGCUCUUGUCAAGAAGGAGAAGAAGGGCCGUUUCAGUCUUGGUCAAUGGGCUAAGAGGUACGCCUUGUUCAUCUUGCCUUUCAUCACCUGUUUGAGAGAAGGUUUGGAAGCCAUUGUCUUCGUUGGUGGUGUUGGUUUGAGUUCUCCAGCCACAUCUUUCCCUAUUCCUGUCAUCACCGGUUUGAUUGCUGGUAUUCUUGUCGGUGUCCUCUUGUACUACUGGGGUUCCAACGUGUCCUUGCAGAUUUUCUUGAUCAUCUCCACUUGCAUCUUGUACCUUAUUGCUGCUGGUCUUCUUUCCAGAGGUGUUUGGUUCUUUGAGACUUACGUCUACAACCAGAAGACUGGUGGUGAUGCAUCCGAGAAUGGCAGUGGUCCAGGUACCUACGAUAUCAGCAAGUCUGUCUGGCACGUCAACUGUUGCAACCCAGAGACUGAUAAUGGUUGGGAUGUGUUCAACUCCCUUUUGGGUUGGCAAAACUCUGCCACUUACGGCUCCGUUAUCUCCUACAACGUCUACUGGAUUGCUGUGAUCAUCACUCUUGGCUUGAUGAUGUACGAGGAGAAGACCGGUCACUUGCCAUUCUGUAAGAGCUUGACUUUGAGAUCCUUGAACCCAAUGUACCACAUCAAGGGUAAGAAGAAGAAUGAGUUGAGCAAGGCCGAGCAAGAAGAAUUGUUCAACAGAGUCAGGAAUGAGGGCUUCGAAAACAACGAGGAAGAGUCGAAUGAGUCUAUCGCCAACAAAGCCGUCGAGGAAAGAGAGAAGGUUACCGCAAACGAGAAAACCACUGCUCUCUAA